This is a messenger RNA of Klebsormidium nitens, 4557 nucleotides long. Lineage: Eukaryota; Viridiplantae; Streptophyta; Klebsormidiophyceae; Klebsormidiales; Klebsormidiaceae. The record is from the annotation of a GenBank genome assembly.
UUGGGGUUUGACCAUUUUUGGCGGAACCUCCCUUGUGCAGCACUGUAAGAUCCCCGGAAGCCCCUUAGGAGGGGCAGCAAUGGAGCUCGGGGCUAUCGGCAGUCCCAGACAGGGGUUUCAGUCUUCCAAGUGGGAGUAUCAGAAGAAUAGCACAAUCCUGGAGCUAGAGGCCAGGAACAGGGCGCUCCAAGAUCGGUUAGCAGAAGCAGCUCAAGCCCCAAAGCCGCCAGUAUUGGAAGGGGCAGCGGGCCAGAAUAUCAAGGACAGAGUCAACCUUGAGGAGUUAUUGGCAUCGAUCAGGGGCCCCUCACAAUUGAUGGAGCAGACGGUGCAGUUGAAACCGAGGGGGGGAAGCGGGAUCAAGAUCCCAGGCUCCCAGUGGGAAUGGCACAAGAACUCAGCCUUAUUGGAACUAGAGCGGAGGAACCAAGCCCUGAGGCGCCAGCUGGACGCUGCAGAGCUCGCCUCUCUAGAGCAGAAGGCCCUGGCAGAGCGGGAGCGGCAGUUGUUCCAGGAGCUGCUGCAGAGGGAAGCGCAAAACGAUGCCGUGCUGCGCAAGGCCUCUGCGGUUAAGCAGAGGCUUUUAGAUCGGGCCCAGGCAGCAGUGGAUGCGCAAGUCAUGCUGAACGCGCUGGGGGGGUGGAGGGAGGCAACUAGAGCAGCGAGAAAAAAGAAGCUGUUGGGGAGGUUGUUGGUGAUUUGGAGAAAGGAAGAGCUGCGAAAGGGGCUCAGAGCAUUUCGAGAAGGCUUGGAGGUGCUGAGGGCGAAAGCUGAGAAAAUGGCAGCGGCUGAGACGUUUAGGAGGGUGACUCUGGAACGAAGAGCGGCCUUUUCUUGGGGCGUUUUGAUUGGGCGCUCGAGAUGGAGGAAGGAGGUUAUGGAGCGGGUUAGGGAGUCGAGAUUGAGGUUGACCGGGACCUUUGUGUUUGCCGGCUGGCGGGAGACGUGUUGGGACCGACAACGUAAGCGGCUGGCGGCGCAGAGAGCCGUUGCAUGGCGUAGGAGGACUCUUUUGAGAACGGGCUGGGUCGCCUGGAGGGCUGAGCAAGACGCGAGCGCACAGAAAGCUGUUGAGGCGGAAGCUCUUUACUGCAAGCAUAUUCUGGAAAGGUGGAACAGGGUGACUGCACUUUCCCGCCUACUGAAAAGCAGGACUGGUGAAUUCGGUAUUUGGCGGGCCAAGCACUGCCUUAAGGCAUGGGGUCAAGCGGCACAAAGCGAGAGGCAGAGGAAGCAGCAGGUGAAGUCGAUGCAGACAGCGUGGCAGGCCCGUGUUCAAGGGUGCGCUUUCCAAGGCUGGUUCGAGUUGGUCGAGCGGAAGCGCUUCCUGCGGACUUGCAGUCAGGAGAUACAGAAGAAGAUGGCGACUCGGAUCCAGAGGUGGGGUUGGGAUGUCGUCGUAAAGCUGCGAAGGGUUAAACUUUACAGAGAAAGAACGCUUUUGAGAAGGAAGCAGUCAUUGCUGAGAGCGUGGAGUAGCUGGUGUUCGGGAAAAUUGCGGCACCGCGCUUUGGUCAGUAGGGAAUUGCAGCGAGGCCGGCGCAGUGCGUUGAGGAGGGCGAUUGUGGCGUGGAAGUCGGUGACUGAUGAGGGCGUACGUCUACAGCUUGAGGACUCUUCCGCUCGCUUCUCCGAGCGGAUCCACGACUUGGAAGCCAAGCUGUCUGCUGCCAAGACGGCGCAGAGCGAGGCCCUGUCAUGGUUGGAGGAGUACCAGGCGGAGAGGCGCACACUGCUGGCCUCAGCGGAGCUGGCGAACGCGCGGACGCCCGUCUGGAGCAGCGGAAUGCUAGACGCGGAGCUCCGCUGGCGAGCUGUGGGCUCUGCCGGCGGCCUCAGCCCUCGGUCCGGACACUCCGCUGCCGCGCUGUUCGAAGACCCGGACGAAGUCGGAGCAGCUCCGAGGGGGGUCGUCGUCUUUGGGGGCUGGAAUGGCACGGAGUGGUUUAACGACGCGUACCUUUUCGACUCGGAGAGUCAAGUCUGGACGGAGGUGGUGUCAGAACUUUCAGAAGCACCACUGGCGCGCAACGACCACUGCGCGUGCGCCAUCCCCGGGAGGCGGAUGCUCGUCUUUGGGGGCUUCGACGGGAGCGACGAGUUAGCGGACCUGCACGUUUUGACCGUGGACGAGGACGGAAGCACUUUCCACUGGUCUCAGCCCGACCUCGGCAUCGGCGCGCGCCCUGGCCCCCUCUCCCACGCCUCCUGCUGCCUGCUGCCGUCAGGCCGCCACGUGGCCCUUUUUGGCGGGUACCGUUCCGGUUCCGGCCUGCUGAACGAGCUGUGGGUGCUGGAACUGGACCGCUGGGAGUGGAGCCAGCCGGAGGUGGCGGGGGAUCCCCCUCGGGCACGGAGGGGCCACGUGAUGGAGGUGCUCGGGGACCUGGUGGUGGUGCACGGGGGGUACGACGGGCAGGCGCAUCUGAGCGACCUCUAUGUGCUGGACCUGAAUACCAUGGUCUGGCGGAGAGUCGACCCCGUUGGGGACGUACCGGCCCCCAGGCGAGGCCACGUGUCCACUGCCAUCGGGCGUCACGUGCUCAUCCACGGCGGCUUCGACGGAGCCGACUACCUGGAUGACGUGUACACGCUCGACAUCGACGGCUUCAUCUGGCUCCAAAGAGCUCCGAUGACGUCAGCAGCCGACCACGUGGAACUAGUCGGGGAGCUGGGGGCGCCACAUCGGGAGCUGCGAGAGAUCGAUCCAAACGUCGGCGCGAGGGCGGGAACGAUGAAAGGCGUGGGAAGAGUGCGGGCAAGCGAAGUUGAAGGGGGCAUCGCGGAUGAGAACGACAGGCGCCCGGGAAAUGCGGACCGCUCGGAAGCCGCAAAGCAAACCAAGAGGAUAAGCUCGACUACCGGUCGGGAUCCAGAGAAGUACGAGACGGGAAAAGGUGCCGCUACGUUGCAAUUCAAUGGCGCCCCGAAACGGGAACCUUUUCCGGAGGGACGGGCGUUCCAUCAGGCCGUGUUCGACGGUCACCGGGUCGUCGUGAUCGGCGGCGCCCAUUCACACUCCGUCCUUGAGAGCGUCCUGCUGCUCGAGAACACAGCCGCCGAGGACGGACGCGCGCUCGCGCGCGUGCACUUCUCGGCUUUAGAAGAAGCUAACGACUUGAGGAACGAGUGUAUGCGGCUGGAGAGGGAGCUCGCGGCCGCGCGGGCGGAGGGUUCGGGGUUUAGGGCCGCGGGCGAGCGGCUGGCGGCGGCGCUGCGCGUGGAGGCGCAGGCAAAGAAGGGCGCAAUCGCGGCGCAGCGGAUCUUGGGGCAGAAGCUCAAGAAGGCGCGCGCGGAGGGGGCCGAGCUGGACGCGGAAGUCAGCAGUCUCCAAGAACAGCUCCAGAGCAAGGCCGCCGAGUGCCACCUCGCACACCAGCACGUGACGUCAGCCCAGAAGGCCCUGCACGCAUCCGAAGCAGACCACCAAAAGGCCCUGUUCCAGGCGGCAGCGGCCGCGCAGGAAGAGCGGCUACGAGCCGCCGGAAAGAUAGCAGAGCUUGAGGCGCUGGUGGGCUUCCACGAGACGGAGUUCCGGCGGAAGGCGGAGGAGGCGGAAGCGCUGCGAGCGGACCGGAACGGUGGGGCGGUCAGAGUGGCGGAGUUGGAGGGGGAGGUGCAGCGCGUGCGGGGAUUGCUGGCAAAGGCGGACGAAGAGGCUGAACUGAAGGUCCGUCGAGCAACCGAAGAGGGCCUCGCGGCCGCCCGGGCGCUCGAGCGGCGCCUCCAAGAGCAGGAAGCAGAGGCGGAACGCGUCGCGCAGACCGCCCGGGAAGAGGCAACCGGGCAGGCCGAGGCACGUGCACAGUCUAGUUUGCAGAUUGAGCAGUUGCGGGCGGAGCGACUGGGGGAGCGCGUGAGGACCUUGGAGAAGGAGAGAGUCGACGAGCGGCGAUUUGUGGAGAGUUACCGGAGGGAGCGGGAUGCAGCGGAGGCGGCCCGUCGGGAGGCGGAAGCGAUGCGCGCGGAAGCUCUGGAGUACACGCGGGCGAUGGAGAGCCGAUGUCGGGAGGAGCUGGCAAGAAUGGAGGAGAAGGUCAGGGCUGCAGGGUUGGCCCGGUGGCAAGCAGACGCAGAAGUAGGAACGGAGGAUAAAGAAAGGGGCGGCGAGGCGCGGCAUCAAGUAGAGGUGCUGUUAGAGGCAUCGCUUGGGGGGUGAUCAUGGAAGCAUCUCUGAGGUCUGGCUCUGACACUGGAACUUGACGCCGCUCUUCCCUGGCUGUUUCCUGGCCUUUCAAGCCUCUGCUUCGUUCUACCGUGCAUAGCCCACGACAAUAUUGGCAAUCAAUCUGGCUCUAUGGGAGGAUUGGUCAAAUCUGUUUCUUGAACACCUGUAAGCCUCAGGACGGCGGCGAUCAAGUAGUGUCGUUUGUCGUUCGUGCGAUGUCUGCCUCCAGUACUCUAGAUCAGGCAGCCAACUGUUCGCUAGGUUCUCUAUAUAGCACCCAACUAUUCGCUAGGUCCUCUUCGUUCUGUGUACGAUUUGUGGAAAAACAUGCACAUUCGCCCACAUUCCCGGCCCCAUGUCAUCUUAUACUUCUGCUUCAGGAUCCUCAU